Molecule: messenger RNA, 1548 nt
Organism: Chrysoperla carnea
Lineage: Eukaryota; Metazoa; Arthropoda; Insecta; Neuroptera; Chrysopidae
Gene: mei-218
Exons: 8
Coding region: 1-1548 (515 amino acids)
Source: RefSeq, a predicted model, not a curated record
AUGAAUGCAACAAUACAGUAUGAUCAAGUACAAUUAUAUUUGUACAUUGACCCAUUACCAACCAUCACAAUCCCAAUGAGUAUGACAACCAAUUUUAGACGUCAACAACAUACAGGCCUAUGCACAUUAAAAGUAAUUCUGAUAGGGCAUUCAGACAUACAAAAGUUCAUACGUAUGUCAAUAUGGAAAUGUAGCCAAUACUGCGUUAGUGAUGUAAUAACAAUGCAUAAACUUUCAACCACUCCAAUGAAAUGUUUACAUUGUGGGUGCCAUCUAAAAGAAUAUGAAAAUUCUCGAAUUAUAUGUAACAGAGUUAUUGCGCAAAUGAUCAUCACAGAAACAUCAUUGAAUCAUAAUUUUUCUGUACAUACAAACAUUCGAGUUGAAUUAAUAGAUAAUCUAUGUGAAAAUCUCGAGUUAGGAUUAGAAUACGAAUUAACAGGUUACAUGGCGACAAAUGGCAUAUUUAAAGCAAUGGGUAUAAUUCCGAAUUGUAAAACAUUUUCUUUGUAUAAAGCAUCAAUUUCAUUUUUUCCAACCAUUAUACAAAUGAAAAUCCACUUAGACUCCAAAUCUCCAUAUAACUUUGUAUAUAUAUUAUCAUCUCAAUUAGGCGUUGCACAAAAAUUAGCACCUCAACAAUUAUUUAUUAAUUUUAAAAUGGGAAUAUUGCUAAGUUUAGCUUCAUUUAAGAAUAGCUGUGAUACUAUUCCAUUGCCAAUAUUAGCGGUUGGAUUUGAUACAUAUUUCCCGAAUCAAUUAAUGUCCUUAGCUUCAAAGUAUGCGGUACGGUGUGUUAGUCUAUCACCAAAUAAUAGUAAUAUAAUUGGUGGUAAAAAUAAAGAUGGCUGGUACGAAAUUGGUUCUUUAAGUUUAGCUAAUUCUGGCGUAUGCUAUUUGGCUAUGGAAUCUGGUAAAAUGCAAUUGGGCGAAUCUGGAAGUUACAGAUUACCAUUAAAAAGUGCUAUUUGGACUUAUUUUGGAUUUCAAAGUAAAACUAAAGAACAAGCACAAUUACAAACAUUAGUAAAUAUAUUUGGAAUGCCAUUUUUAUCUGAUCCCCAUGACGAUGUUGCCUAUGUACAAUAUAUUUUAGAACAAGAACUUCAAGUAAAUAUUACCUCAGACGAUUAUACCAUCAUUCCCGAGGCUGAAUUAGUUUUAUACUUACGUGCUGUUAAUUCUAGAACAGUAUCUGUAACACCUUCCACUGAAGAAUUGAUAAAGGAUUAUUUUGUUACAUGCCGGCGAUGUAGAGAAGGGACAUUUCCUAUUCGGAUACUUGAUUCCUUAUUAUUAAUGGCCGAAAGUCAUGCUAAAUUACACUUAAGAUCCGAAACUACAAGAUAUGAUGCAGUUGUAGCUAUAUGGUUGUUAGAAGAAAGUUUUCAAGCAAUGUAUGGUAUUGAUAUUUCCAAUCCAUCUCCCCAAUGUACUUACGAAAUAGAAAAGAUUGAUAAAUAUUUCUUGUUAUUUGAAGAAUGGUUAUACAAAUUUAUUUCAACUAAUCGCAAUAAUAAUAAUUGUUUCAACUUCACGCAGUUAUAA